UUCGGUUACUUUGUGAGAAAUUAUAUAAUGUUGUAACAGAAUAAGAGAAGUCAAGUGACUAAUUAGAAGGUUACAAAUACAACAAGUGGAUUCUCUUCAGCUCUUUUUAGUCCGCCACCAGCUGCUUGACUUUUCCAUUCAAACCAAUCGUGACUUCCGGAAUCCACAGAUUAGAAUCCAUGUAGCCAGUUUUACAUGCAACUCGUAUGAGUAACUGGCUGGAAAAAGCGGGGCAACAAUCGCCGUUCGUUUCAUUCGUGGACUGCAGAAAAAGGAGAGAAAACAGAGAAGAGAUUAGAAGUCGCUUCACUUUCCACUCUCACCUCCAGACGAAUCAGUUUGCUCUCUCUUGCUCUCUCUCUCUCUCUUCUUAUUCCCUCCUUAUUCCUCACAGUUGAUCUCUUAAACUAGUGGACAAACAGAGAUAUCGUCAGAUCCAACCGAAAAUGAACAAACUCUCUUUCUGCCAAUCAUCCUUCAGAUGGACUGGAGUGCUGUGUGCUGCACCCCUGCCGACCUGGUGUUUGUCUGUGUUGUUUGUUGUGGCGCUGCACGUGAGUGUUGUGGGGAGUAACAGUGUGGAACAAUAUGCGUUGCAGUACCACAAUAAUCACAGAAGCAAUGCGGGGCUGCAGCAGUUUCAGUGGGACGACAGUCUCGCCAGUUCAGCCGAGAGUUGGUCACAGAGACUGGCUUCCCAGGGAUGUGGAUUACAACACUCACAAUCGACAGGGGAGUAUGGGGAGAAUCUGUACAUGACGAGUGGGGGGGAGAGUGAGGGCAAAGUGGCGAAGGAGGGGUGCUUGUCGUGGUAUGCGGAGGUGGCCUCCUACUCGUACCCGGGGGAGGACCAGGCAUACGACCAGUGUGGAGUCUCCUUCUCCUCAGUCGGACAUCUCACCCAGGCAAGCCAGCACUCACAUUACGCCUUAACCAAUGAGCUAACCGAAUUCAUCUCAUCUUAUGAUCCACUUAACCCAUUCUAA
Symsagittifera roscoffensis is the source of this 986-nucleotide messenger RNA. Its product is annotated as ectin-like. The transcript has 4 exons. Bases 447 to 986 code for a protein of 179 amino acids. Lineage: Eukaryota; Metazoa; Xenacoelomorpha; Acoela; Convolutidae. The record is from RefSeq and is a predicted model, not a curated record.